UUAGCCAAGGCCGUUUAUUUGACUAUAAAAGUCUUGUAUGUUUUUAAAGAACAGUCAGUCUUAAUAAUAAAUCGAUUAGAUUAAUUUCAGGAUUAAGUAAAUUUAAUUGCAAAAUGAUAUUUGUACGAAACGUUUUGUUAUUAAUUUUCAUUCGACAUUGCGUUUGUUCCUAUUAUGAUGUGGGCGAUCAAUUAUCGAUUUCUGGUUUAGAAAAAGGUAAAUUGCAGCAGGUUCAUUUGAAUAAAAAACAAUCAAGUAAUCAGGAUAAUUCUUUGUACGAUAAAGAUUUGUCAACGAAUCAUGAAAAAAAAGAAAACGUUGCUCAUUACAACGAACAGGAUAAAUCACGCGAAGGGUUCGAUAAAGAUAGACAUUCUUCCGGGCACGUAGAAAUAACGAAAGAAUCCGAUAAUUCAUUUCAAAAACAUGGUACUGGUUAUUACAAAAAGGGUUUUCAUAAUACCGGUUUUAGUAAUAGUUAUCACAAAGAUGAGGCAGGUAACAAAACGAGUUUUUACGAAGAUAGCGAUGACGAAAAGGGACAUAAAUCUUUUGAUAAAAACGGUGAUUAUUAUGAAAACAAUUUGAAGGAUCAUUUCAGAGAUGGAUUACAUAAUGCUUCCUUUAAGGAAAAAAAUAAAGCUAAACAUGGAAAUUACGAUAAUGGUCAAAGAUACGAUGAUUUACGUGCUCGUUACGAUGAAUUUCAAAAUAAUCGCCGAUAUGACGACGAAAGAAAAUAUUUUCACGACGAUGUUGGAAGAUAUGACGAUAGAAAUCGUCACUAUUUGCGUGAUUAUGAUUAUAAACAUAAUCCUUACUUUUAUCAAAAUUAUCGCUUUAAUAUUCAUCCCAAAUAUUAUUACGAAAAUCCAAACCAUAUUGGAAUUUUAAGACAUUAUCGCAAUUAUUAUCCAUACUUUCUUAAUCGAAAAAUCUAUUAUCCAUAUGAAGAUUACUUCGAUGGGUUAUAUAGCCGUCAUUAUGACAUUGAUUUAAAAAAUAAUAGAUUCUGGAAUGGACAUUCGCCUUACCAUGGUCGUUAUUACCAUUAAAAAUUAGGAAUGAGUAUUCUUCAAUCAUUACAAGUAGAUGUAAUUAGGAAUAAGUUUAUUUACGAUUACGUAUUCGAUUUUUUAAGUCAUUUUUAAAUGAGUUCUCAAUAAAUAA
Molecule: messenger RNA, 1170 nt
Organism: Polistes dominula (European paper wasp)
Lineage: Eukaryota; Metazoa; Arthropoda; Insecta; Hymenoptera; Vespidae
Source: RefSeq, a predicted model, not a curated record